CCAGGUUCUAUGACCCUGCCUGUGCUGGAGAAAAGGGGAGACAUUACCUUGGGGGGACUCUUCUCCCUCCAUGACAUGGUGGUGGAGCACAGUCUGUCUUACACCUCCACACCUCCUCGCACACAAUGCACCAGAUUUAACUUUCGGACAUUCCGUUGGAUGCAAACUAUGAUCUUUGCCAUCGAGGAAAUCAACAGGGAAGGCAGACUCCUUCCCAACAUCACGCUGGGCUAUAAGAUCUAUGAUUCAUGCAGUUCACCUCAUCAGGCUCUGAAGGCCGCCUUGGAGUUAAUGGGGAAUGAGAAGGGUUCAGGGGCUGAAGGUGGGACAGAGGGUAAUGACACCUGUCAUGGAGCUGUACCAGCAGUGAUAGGAGAUGGUGGCUCUACUCAGUCUCUCGUAGUGGCUCGUUUCCUGGGAGUUUUCCAUGUGCCACAGGUUAGUUAUUUCUCGAGCUGUGCCUGUCUCAGUGACAAAAAACAGUUUCCUGCCUUUUUGAGGACCAUGCCCAGCGACUUCUUCCAGGUAGAUGCACUUGUACAGCUUGUCAAGCAUUUCGGCUGGAGUUGGGUGGGUGUGAUUGCUGGGGAUGAUGCCUAUGGCCGUGGUGGAGCAAAUAUCUUUGCCGCUAAGGUUAGAAAGCUAGGUGCUUGUGUUGCCCUCCAUGAAAUAAUCCCUAAGAACCGAGAGCAGGCUGCAGUUUCAUCUAUUGUUUCCAAGAUCCGCUCCUCUGGGGCUCGGGUGAUUCUCGUGUUUGCUGUUGAACAAGAUGCAGCUGCAUUAUUUGAUGAAGCACUCAGAAAGGGGCUGACUGGGAUACAGUGGCUCGCCAGUGAGGCAUGGAGUACGGCUGCCGUCCUCUCUACGCCCAAAAAGUACCACCACAUCCUCCAGGGUUCUAUGGGAUUUGCCAUUCGACAAGCACACAUCCCGGGAUUGCAGGACUUUCUGCUUCGCUUGCAUCCCACCAGCCCAGAUGCCCCCAAAGAUCCUUUCCUGGUACCAUUCUGGGAAGAGGUGUUUCAGUGCAGCCUGAGUUUGCCGUCCAAUGUUCAGGAACAUAAACCCCCCUGCUCUGGAGCAGAAGAAUUGGGGGAUGUAACAAAUAUCUAUUCAGAUGUGUCGCAGCUAAGGAUUUCCUACAAUGUCUAUAAGGCUGUUUAUGCCAUUGGCCAUGCACUCCAGACUAUGAGGAAGUGUGUGAAAGGAAAAGGGCCUUUUCCUCUGCAGGCCUGUCCAGAUAUUGACAAUAUACAGCCAUGGCAGCUGCUUCAUUACAUAAAACAGGUGAAAUACUCAAACUCAUUUGGUGAUGAGACAAAGUUUGAUGAGAAUGGCGACCCUGCUGCCAUGUAUGACCUAGUUAACUGGCAGCUGAGAGCAAAUGGAGAAAUGGAGAUUGUCACUAUUGGCAAAUUCGAUGAGACGACUGGAAAACAAGACCUCCAGAUCCAGGACCACAACAUUGUAUGGAACGGCAACCUAACCACUGUGCCCUUGUCAGCAUGCAGCAGCAUUUGUCCCCCAGGUACACGGAAGGCAAUCAGACCCAACUUCCCUAUUUGCUGCCACGAUUGUGCGGUUUGUACAGCUGGGGAGAUUAGCAAUCAGACCGACGCCAUAGAGUGUGUGCGCUGCCUGCCAGAGUUCUGGUCCAGUCCUGAGAGGACAGCCUGUAUCCCCAAAGAGGUUGAGUUUGUCUCUUUUAGCGACACUAUGGGCAUCACCCUGAUGGCCAUCUCCCUUAUUGGCUCCUUCUUCACCUGCACCGUGUUCUUCAUAUUCACCUAUCACAGAACCACUCCGAUUGUCAGGGCCAACAAUUCUCAGCUGAGCUUCCUGCUGCUCUUUUCCUUGACCCUGUGUUUCCUUUGCUCUCUGACCUUCAUCGGCCGACCUUCUCAGUGGUCCUGCAUGCUGCGCCACACAGCGUUCGGCAUCACCUUUGUCCUCUGCAUCUCUUGUAUUCUGGGGAAAACUUUAGUGGUGCUAAUGGCUUUCAAGGCGUCACUUCAAGGAAGAAAUGUCAUGAGAUGGUUUGGGCCUCAGCAGCAAAAAGCAAUCAUCAUCUUUUGCACACUUAUCCAGGUAAUAAUCUGCACAGUGUGGCUGGUAGUUGCACCCCCCACUCCUCGCACACUGAUGCCCCGCGAGAGUCCGAUCGUCAUCCUCUUGUGUGACGAAGGGUCACCCGUGGCUUUUGCUCUGGUUCUGGGCUACAUUGGCCUGCUGGCCUGCCUCUGCCUCGUCUUGGCCUUCCUGGCGAGGAAACUCCCAGACAACUUCAACGAGGCCCGGCUCAUCACCUUCAGCAUGCUCAUUUUUUGUGCCGUGUGGGUUGCCUUUGUUCCAGCGUACAUCACCUCUCCAGGGAAGUACUCCACGGUCACAGAGGUGUUUGCCAUCCUGGCCUCCAGUUACGGACUGCUGGGCUGCCUCUUUGCACCAAAGUGCUACAUUAUUCUAUUAAGGCCAGAGAAGAACACGAAGAAACACUUGAUGUCAAAAGCUGCCACCGACAGAUUUUGA
Pleuronectes platessa (European plaice) is the source of this 2529-nucleotide messenger RNA. RefSeq names its product extracellular calcium-sensing receptor-like. The record is from RefSeq and is a predicted model, not a curated record. The transcript has 10 exons. Gene Ontology annotation, cellular component: membrane. Bases 10 to 2529 code for a protein of 839 amino acids. Gene Ontology annotation, molecular function: G protein-coupled receptor activity. NCBI's taxonomy places the organism in Eukaryota, Metazoa, Chordata, Actinopteri, Pleuronectiformes, Pleuronectidae. Gene Ontology annotation, biological process: G protein-coupled receptor signaling pathway.